This is a messenger RNA of Solea senegalensis (Senegalese sole), 3352 nucleotides long. Its product is annotated as transmembrane prolyl 4-hydroxylase-like. The coding region runs from base 348 to 1856 and encodes 502 amino acids. Lineage: Eukaryota; Metazoa; Chordata; Actinopteri; Pleuronectiformes; Soleidae. Gene Ontology annotation, molecular function: iron ion binding; L-ascorbic acid binding; procollagen-proline 4-dioxygenase activity. The transcript is spliced from 9 exons. The record is from RefSeq and is a predicted model, not a curated record. Gene Ontology annotation, biological process: peptidyl-proline hydroxylation to 4-hydroxy-L-proline. Gene Ontology annotation, cellular component: endoplasmic reticulum.
CUUGUUGUUAGGGAGGUUGUCAGGGGCAGCGCUCCAUAGCCCAGCUAGCUAAUAGGAGAUUAUGAGUCUCGGGCAACGAUGUUACAUUUAUUAAUUUAUCGACUGGCGGCUUGCACCAUUUUCCCGUUCAUCGCUGCUUUACUUAUUUGCCUAAAAACAGGAAUGACAGCGACGGCGUUUUUCGAAAAGACCAGACUUUCGCAGGGAUGUUUGUCCCUUGGCUAGCUUAAUAUUUGGCUAACGUAAUCAGGCAGUCGUAAAGUGAUAGACAUUGACGUUACACAGUAAUUGACAGGCGUUUCCAGGUUUACGCUGCGGUUUAUUUACAGUUGUUUUAGUGAGAUAAAAUGGAAGACACUGAAGAAAAUGUAAUGGAGCAGGAAGAACCGCUCGUCAGCGGCAAGAAACCAUCUUCCUCUCGUCGCUCCACUCGACUCAACAUCCAGAGGAGUAGUGUCUGCUCUCGGGCUUAUUUCGUCGUGGUCAUGGUCUUCUUCCAUGUGUAUAUCCUGAAUGUCAUCGCCCUGCUGCUCUACGUGCACUACAAUAACGGUGCCGGGGAUCUGGUGAGCGGAGACACGGCCUCGUCAGCAGCAGUGAGCCAGGGUGGCAGCUCUCUGCCCCGUCCCUCUGCUCCAGCUGCCAGGCAGCUACAUGUGGAGGAGCACAGUCAAACUUUCAGUCUGUCUCGUAUUGAGGGAAUACGGGUGGGACAUGUUCAGCACGUUUCCUUGGUGCCGGGCAGAACACAUGCAAUGGUGACGCUAAGCUUGAAACCGCUUCUAUUUGAGAUCCCUGGCUUCCUGUCAGAGGAGGAGUGUCGCGUUGUGGUGCAGCUCGCUCAACUCAAGGGUCUGAUGGAGAGCCAGACUCCAUCACCCAGCCCGGGAAGAGAGGACUCAAACCAGCCGUUACUUUCUAUCAGCACAGAGGAGGUUUUCAGCCUGUUGGACCUGAACCAGGACGGGCUACUGCAGAAGCAGGAGAUUGUGAGUCACUCACGUUCUCGGGAUGGAACUUGGUUGAGCCCAGACAACUUGCGGCAGAUACUCACUGGUCUGGAGGUUCGUCCAACAGGUUUUCUGACCUUGGAGGACUUUAGGCAUGUCUAUGAUGUGUCACAAGGCCCGGGACAGCAACGAAGUGGGAAGCUCCAGAGUCACUUCAAACAGAGAAGCAAACACACGUGGCUUUACCAAGGAUCAGGAUCUCACCACAUACUGCAAACACUCAGGAACAGAGUCAUCACUCUGACACGUUUGCCCUCAUCAUUGGUGGAACUGAGUGAGCCUCUGCAGGUGAUUCGCUAUGAACAGGGAGACUUCAGUGACGCCCACCAUGACAGCAGCCAUUCGCAUUUAGAGACGAGCUGCGCGCACACACGCCUGGCGGGAAACACGUCUGCGCUCACAGAGGUCUCCUGCAGGUAUCUUACUGUGUUGUUCUACCUCAACUCUGCAGAGGAAGGUGGAGAGACAACCUUCCCUGUGGCAGACAAUCGUACCUAUGACGAGCAGGCAUUGGUCCAGGAUGGAGCUGACCUGACCAACACACAGGAGACGUGUGGCAGGGGGAACUUGAGAAUAAAACCUUCUCCUGGGACCGCACUUCUCUGGUACAACCACCUGUCUGAUGGAAGAGGUUGGAUAGGUGAGCUGGAUGAAUAUUCCCUGCACGGCGACUGCCCGGUCAGGCGUGGGGUAAAGUGGGCGGCCAACAGCUGGGUCAAUGUGGACCCAGACCAUCAGAUGCAGGCACGCUACCAGAGACUUGUUGCUCAGAGGCAUCAAGCUAAGUCGGUUAUGGAGGAGCAUUACCAACCUCUCUCACACAGUGACCUCCACCAGGAUCUAUAGUCUAUAGGCUAUCCGGUCCUGUAUGUAUGAAGCUGGCGAGGCCUGAAAGAUGUUUUAUAAAUUCAAAUUGCACAAGAUAAAAUAGGAUUUUCUACUUUCAGUAAAUUUGGUAGUGUAUUUUAUUUUGCUGAAUGAAAUUCUCAUUUCUUAAAGCUACAGUAGGCAGGAUCAUUCAACAGAUAGUUUCAUCCACAGGUUGUGAAAAUACUCACAUUUUGGAUGACAGAUCUAUGUCCUGAGCUCCUAACAUUUUACUUUCUGAUAAAUAUUUCUUGCCUUUAGGUCAUAUUUACCACAUCCUCGUGUCCAUAGAGUCUGUCUUAGUCCUUGUGACGUAAUAUUGUCUUUUGUCCCACGUCCACGGUGGCUUGCAGGAACUGAAUCAUAGGAGAACAUUUUACUGGAUCACCAUAGACCCGGAGGACUGCUAUAAAACACAAUCCAAAUGAGUGUAGAAUACCGAGUGAUGGAAAACCCACAGACAACAGAUUCCCGCUUGUGGAGUUUAUCGGGAACUGAAUCAUGACAGUGAAGAUUGCAUCCACAGUCACAGCUUCAAGGUUGGCAUUUAAGGGGAAAGUAACUCGCAUUGAAAGCGUGUUAUUGGUGUGAAAGGGUUGGAAUAAUGUCCGCCCUGGCUGUUUCCACACUGGUGAAAAGCAGCCGGGGGUAUUUUAAGGAUCAGAUAUUCAGUCUGUCUGGUUCUGUGAUAUAUUGCUCGAUCUCUGUGGAUUUAAAGUGUUCAGUGAACUCUUAGGCUGCAUUCACACCAGCUCCUUCUUAAUCGAACCUUAGUCUGUUUGCUCAGAAAGUCCGGUUCUCGACUUAAAAUAAACAGCAACGUUUUUCAACAAAUUAGCAAGAUUCGCCCGCACAGUAGAGCAGUUAAAAAAACGACGCCAACAUUGCAUAAAAAUAUGUGACAUGCUUAGAAGAAGCGGCAGUAUAUGAAUUCUCUAUUACAGUGAAUUGAGCCUUAAACGUAUGACUUCAGAAUAACAUAUCUGUGGAUGCUUGAAUGGGAUUUUGGGGCAAGAGAUUGCAGUUAUGUAAAAGAUAAGCUUGCUUACCUGCCCUUUCAUUUCACUUCAGACAUCUGUCAUGUCAGUGGUAUUUACUGUUGGAGAGUUAAAGCUUGUUCUCUGUUUGUUCUGUUGUUUCCAGUUCUUGAGCUUUUAUUAUGAAAUGUUGUUUAGCAUAAAUACAGGACUUUUUCUAAACUGGACUUAAAUGAUGGCUGCGGGAGGCCAGUCCCUCAGGUGUAUUUCAAAAUGAGUUAUUUUCUAUUUCAAUCUUCUGUACUUCUGAUCCUCACGUGUCACUCAUAUUUAAUUGUCUGAAAGUAUUUAUUGUAAUUUAUUAUUUAUUAUUUAUUUACACCAUUUGGUGAUCUUGAAAUGAAGGGAAGGAGUAUUUAUUAUGGCUUGGCGUUGCACUGAAUUUGUCACUAUUUGUGUUCUAUGAUGUGAAAUGUAUAAAGUGUUGUUUUAUUAUCA